AUGGACCCGAUGGACAUCGUGGGCAAGUCCAAGGAGGACGUCUCCCUCCCCAAAUCAACAAUGUUUAAGAUAAUUAAGGAGAUGCUUCCUCCUGAUGUACGAGUGGCAAGAGAUGCACAGGAUCUUCUUGUUGAAUGCUGCGUAGAGUUCAUCAAUCUCCUUUCGUCUGAAUCCAAUGAAGUGUGCAGCAGAGAAGAGAAGAAAACGAUUGCUCCUGAGCAUGUUCUUAAGGCUCUAAGUGAUCUUGGCUUCAGAGAGUACAUUGAGGAGGUUUAUGCUGCGUAUGAACAGCACAAACUUGAUACUCUGGAUUCUCCAAAAGCCAGCAAGUUCACUGGGAUUGAGAUGACAGAGGAAGAAGCUGUUGCUGAGCAACAAAGGAUGUUUGCUGAGGCUCGAGCAAGGAUGAAUAAUGGAGCCCCCAAGCCAAAGGAGCCAGAACAAGAGCCGCCGCAGCAACCACAAGCACAACCCCAACUUCAGCUGCAUACUCAACCACAGCAACCCGUGCAAUCUCAACUGCAGUUGCAUUCGCCAACACAGCAUUCCCUCCAACCUCAACUGCAGCUGCACCCUCAGCCACAACAGCAGCCCCAAGUGCAGCUGCACCCUCAGCCGCAGCAGCCCCCACAAGUGCAGGUCCAUCCGCAGCUGCAGCAGCCCCCACAAGUGCAGGUCCACCCGCAGCCUCCGCAACCCCAAGUGCAGGUCCACCCUCAGCCGCAGCAGCCCCCACAAGUGCAGUUGCAUUCAUCAGCCCAACAAGCUUCUCAACCCCAACCUCAGGUACAUCUGCAAUCACAGGAGCCCUCACAAGUGCAGCUGCAAUCCCAACUGCCAGGUCAGCUGCAGACACAGGCGCAAAGUGGACCUGGCAUGGACAGUUAG
Miscanthus lutarioriparius is the source of this 888-nucleotide messenger RNA. The record is from the annotation of a GenBank genome assembly. Lineage: Eukaryota; Viridiplantae; Streptophyta; Magnoliopsida; Poales; Poaceae.